UCUCUGGGUUGAAAGGUACAGCGGAAUUUGAUUCCUGUUAGCGACAAAACAGGACAUUGGUGUAAAUAGAACUUUUGUGCUAAGAAGCCAGCCUACAUUCUAGGAAGAGAAUUAAAUAUUUAUCGAUAUAGUUAACUAAUAUAUCGCGAAGGAAGCAUUCACAUGCGACGCGUAGCGCAGCAAGAACGCUUGCGCGCGAAUCUAACACGUGGCGAAGGAACGAGCUUUUCUACGAGCGUUUGUUGAGAACUACAGUCUUGCUUGCUUUCGCUGUCGGAGCACGUCUCCUCGAUCGCUUCUUUCUGGAUUAUUAAAAUAAUCACAUUGGUAGAAAAAGAACUGUUCUAAAAUCUUCGUUAAUGUUUUCGACGCGUACUAAAAUUUUAAUAAAAAAACUUUCCGACACGCGUGUAAUUUCAAGAAAAUUUUGUUCCUAAAAUCGCGAUACGAUGACUACUAUGCAAAGAAAAACGAAAACAGAGACGAGGCCGAUCAAAAGGCUCAGCAAAUAAUAUAAAACGGACCAGGCUAAAAUAUAAUCUCGGGAAAUUGUUAGUGUGAAAAGACUUGAAUCAAGAUGAGCAAGGAGGGGAACGAGGAAGGUCCUCAGGGAGGCGAUGCCGCGAAAAAAGACGCGAACGCGGACCUCUACGAGAAUCGAGGAACCAAGAAAAUUGUACGUUUAGUUACCGUGGUGGCUUACAUGUUCUCCGUAAGUUUCGUGGCCAUAGUUUUGAGCGCCUAUUACUUAUUUCUUUGGGAACCGCCGAAUCCGAAGCUCAUACGCAGACCGGUUCAUCUGUCCUCUGAACCUGAAGUACAAUUUUUACUGAGUGAUUCACCAGAUUCGCAAAACGAUGUUCCGAUGAACAAUUUUCUUUCAGAGGUGACAACCGACCAUAAAGGAUCGAACAGCUCGUACAAACUGUUCUCUGGUCGCAUCACCGGUGACAACAACUACGACGGAAAGAAACAUCGAAGAACGUUAAACGAAUCUUUGGCACUAUUGAAAAACUCUUUGAUAGAGUUUAUGCGAAAUAGAGUCAACAAUUCGAAGCUGGAUAGAAAUGUUUCGGGGAAAGAAAAGCGAUUGAAUUCGACGAAAAAAAGCGAGGAAAAGACGAGAUCGAAGAACGUCGAGAACGAAAGAGGAUUUCAAAAAAUAGUGAAUCGUACGCUCGAAAAUAGUGGCACGUUCCUAACACUGAAUUCUUCGACUAUUUCUGGAGACGAAACGAAUAAUGAUCGUUUUACGAGUACUAAAAAUGGUUCCGUAUACAAGAAUGUGUUAGGACUGAAGAACGGUUCGACGGAAAACGCGACUGUCCCUCUAGAACAAAACAAACGUAACGUUUCGAACAGCUUUGGAGCGAAAUCGACUACAGGAACCGAUAAAAAAAUGGAAAAUUCUUCUGAAAGUUUGCACAAUGUUCUAACUUUCUCAAACUCGAAUGAGGAAUUUAUAAGUACCAGCGGAACUACGAUGUUUAAUAAAUUUAAUGUGCUUCCGCCGAUGCGAAACAAAGAUCCUGAAAUUCAAGAAAAUAGGGACGACCAACUUGUAAACGAUCGAUCGGAUUCUACUAAAAACGCAAAACACCUUCAACAGGCGUCAAGAUCGUCUGAAAAAUUGACGAACAUUGCGACCGAACUCAAAGAAACGCAGGUAGAAAAAAUGACGAUCAAAUCGAUGACCGCAGAAUACGAAGGAACUGGUUCCCCGGAAACUGCAACCACUCAACGGCAAAAGAAUCUAUCGACAAUUUUAACGGAGAUCAAUGACACAUUUUCGAACGUAUCAUCGAUUCCGGUAGUCGAGGAUUUAUCAACUAAUUCGAGUGCAGAUAGCAAAGAUACAUUUCCCGAAAAGGAUUCCACAAUUACUUAAUUACUUGAUUUUUAAUGUACGAAUACAUUUGCUACCACGUUGAAGUCGAAGAUCUCGUUAAAUAGAAUUUUUAUUUUUAACAAAUCUUGUCUAUUAUCUUUCACGAUAAUUUGUUAUUUCCAGAAUCACUAAUUGUAAGUAAUUAAUAGAGGUGUUUCUAAUUGAGCAAAAAAAUUCCUUAUAACAUAAAUAAUGGACUGGUGUUGAAAUUCAAUCAGACUCGUAUACAUAAGUGAUGUGGUAGCGAACGUGUUAAAAACGAAUUAAGAGAAAAAAUAAUUUGUUAAAGUAUUAUCGUAUCAAUGUAGUUGCUGUUGAAAAGAAAGAUUCUUUAAUAUGACAAUUACAUUAGUUUCAGAUUAUUAUUAACUAUUUUGUAUUAUAUGCAGAACGACUUUACCUGGACCAAAGUAUCAUUUUCAACUUUGCAUGAAUUCAAAGUUGAGAGUACACAAUUUGUUAGAUAGAACAACCGUCUAAUAAUACGAAUACUUAUUGAAAACGUGUAAUAAGAUUUUAAUUUUGAUACUAAAUAUCUACAUAUACGAUCGAA
This is a messenger RNA of Megachile rotundata (alfalfa leafcutting bee), 2441 nucleotides long. RefSeq lists its product as uncharacterized. The record is from RefSeq and is a predicted model, not a curated record. Lineage: Eukaryota; Metazoa; Arthropoda; Insecta; Hymenoptera; Megachilidae.